ACUUCAUGGACCCGGCGGCUUUGUAGCAGCGGUGGCUAUGGGAACUCGAAGAAGAUAACCGUAGGCGCAGAGACGUUUUUCUCCCUUGCAGUUGCCGAUGUCGCCCUGGAAGGUAGGGACCGGAGGACCGAUGAUAGAGUGGAUGCAGUUAUAGUAACUGUGAUGUCAUAAAGCUCGCUGUUAUGAGUAGUAGAUUCCAUGGUUACCCUAGUGACGGUGGAGAGAAGAAAGACACAUAGCAACAGGAACCACAGUUGUCAUGACAAUGGAUGUCAUGAACCGCACAAGAUGAACGGCAUCCUCACACCUCAGAUUUCAAUUUAGAUAUGAAUUAUUGCUAUUAAUGGAUGAACCACAUGACUGUGAAUUAGCCUACUACAAGAAUUAAUCUUUAGAGAAUGCAAUUGGAUUUUUGGCACUGAAUAAUUUUUUCCAAAGUGAUGGCAGGAGUGACCUUGUGUGAACCAACAGAACUGUAUAAUUUGCUGAAUCAGUCCACAAAGAUCUCUAGAUUAGCAGAGCCAAACUACCUCUGUUUAUUGGAUGCACGUACCAAGAGGGAAUAUAAUGAAAGCCACUUGAUGACAGCAAUACGAGUCAAAACAAAUCCAUUGGGCAAAUACUUAGUGCCUCAAUCUAUCAACCUGGAAUGCGUCAGAUACUGCGUAGUGUAUGAUGGCAAAACAGAUUCUGUGGAUGCGGCUUUUGACAUGGAUUAUGAUCUAUUUGAAGUGGAUACAGAUCUAAGACCAUUCGACACAGGAGUGGACAUAAGAGAAUUAAGAAGGAAAGCAUCGUCUGACUAUAAUGCUAAAGAAGGCUCUGCGGCUCGCUGUGCAAGAGUCAUGCAGCGGCUCACCCGCUUUCCAGUCAUGGUCCUAAAAGGCGGCUACCAGCUCUUUACAGCCUCCUACCAUUACCUCAGGACCCAGAAGAUAUUUUGGAUGCCUCAAGAACUGGAAGCCUUUAAGCCCUAUCCAGUAGAAAUCCUGCCUGGUAAGCUGUACAUGGGAAAUUAUGUGCAAGCCUGUGACAGCCAGAUUCAGAAGGAUCUCAAAAUCAAAGCCCAGAUUAAUAUCUCCAAGGAAGCUGGCACAUUUUUCCUUGAAGACAGAGAAAAACUCCUUCAUAUUCCUAUUCCUGAUUCUCUGGAGGCAGAUAUUUUUUCUCACUUUAGCAUCGUUUGUCAUUUCAUUGAUGCUCACAUCCACAAAGGAGCAGUCUUGGUCUUCUCCACCUUUGGAAUAAGCAGGUGUAGCACAGCAGUGAUAGCUUAUCUUAUCCAUUCAUGCAGGCUUUACUUGAAGAAUGCUUGGAGUUAUGUCCAGAAAUGCAAAACAAAUAUGCGGCCCAAUCGGGCAUUUGUGAAACAGCUAUCAGAUUGGGAACAACGGAUCUAUGUGACUGCCAUCACUGACAUUUCAGAACCAAAUUACUGACUGGCAGCUUUGUUUAUCGUGAGUUAGUACGGCGGAAAACUGAGAAGAAAACCAAUUUUUAUUUUUCAGAGGCUUUUUAAAGAAAACUUUUACCUUC
Molecule: messenger RNA, 1536 nt
Organism: Candoia aspera
Lineage: Eukaryota; Metazoa; Chordata; Lepidosauria; Squamata; Candoiidae
Gene: STYXL1
Product: serine/threonine/tyrosine interacting like 1
Exons: 10
Coding region: 441-1439 (332 amino acids)
Biological process (GO): negative regulation of cytoplasmic stress granule assembly; protein dephosphorylation; positive regulation of intrinsic apoptotic signaling pathway
Cellular component (GO): mitochondrion
Molecular function (GO): pseudophosphatase activity; protein tyrosine/serine/threonine phosphatase activity; protein phosphatase binding
Source: RefSeq, a predicted model, not a curated record